AAAUGUUUCCGAUAUGUGCUCCCCUAGGCCCCAUCUUCACUCUCACCAUCCUAAAAGCAGAUUCUUAUCCAGCUGAGACAUGCUACGGCUUUUAUAUACAACAGGGGCGCUAGGACCGUGAGGGAGAGCGCCUCUAAAUGUCUUUUCAGUAACAUUUUCAGUUAUUUGUAAGCGCCUUUGAACCGAACAGCCGUUUAAGCGACUCCCAAGGACGGAUAGUCACAUUGAGUAGGAACACAAGCUUGUAGUUGACUCUCAUCGAUAAACUUUGCUUGGACCGAAUUGAUUUGGAGACGUUAUUAAAGAGGGGACUAUCUCUCUGCGGGACUGUGAAGAGAGAGGGAUACCUGUCACACUGAAGAGAUGGGAGAAAUCUGGGGAAUCGAGAUGCCCGGUAGUUUUGAAGGGGGCGAAAACGGGAAUAGGAUUUAAACACAGAAUCUGUUUAACUGUUUAACAAAAAGGUACAUUGCGCAUGUAUUGUCGUACUCAUUUGUUUUGAUCAACGACCAUGUCUCCACAUCCAAACUCUGGCCUGGCUCAUCCCUCCGCCUCAGUGCUGCUCCUCUUGCUCCUCCUCCCCCUCUCUCUGUCAUCCCGAGCACUCCCUCACCAAGAUCCUGUCCACCUCCCUUCACUGGUGCCCCAUGUACCCCUGCCCCUCUCCCGCUCUCGCUUCAGUGCUGAGACUCAAUUGGACUUCACCACUCACUGUAACGCCAGCUGCUACCACAAGGGAGAGCAAGAGCGAAGGCGAGAGCACCUGACUGAGCAGCUGGCCUUCGAGACGCUCUAUGCGGAUGGUUCUCGUACCCUCACCACUAUGGAUGUGGAGGACGAGGAUGAUUAUGAGGGCACCAUCAGUCCUGCCAUUCAACCACCACCAAUAAGAGGAUGGAGAGUUACCAGUAGGCACAGGCGUCAGAAACGACAGAUUUACGGGGCUGAUGGGCGCUUCAACAUCCGCGGUGACCACUUCCUGUUGGACUACCCGUUCUCCACAGCCGUGAGGAUCUCCACCGGCUGCACCGGGGUCCUGGUGUCUCAACGCCACGUUCUGACCGCUGCCCAUUGCGUGCAUGAUGGGAAGGAUUACGUCAAGGGAGCCCGUAAGCUGAGGGUGGGCUUCCUGACUCCUCCGUACAUCAACGGCACCAAGCCCAGUCAGGCCCCCACCAAGAUACCCCUGGUGCGCUGGGUCCGGGUCAAAAGCACUCGUGUCCCCAAAGGCUGGAUCCAGGGCCCCCAGGAGGUCAGCAUGGACUUUGACUACGCCCUCUUGGAACUGCGCUGGCCCCACCGCCGUCCCUUCAUGCGUCUGUCUGUGGCUCCUUCCUCUGAUGACCUGGCAGGGAAGCGCAUCCACUUCUCUGGGUUUGACAGUGACAGGCCUGGGGAGCUGGUCUACCGCUUUUGUCCUGUGGAGGAUGAGUCUAACGACCUGAUCUACCAGCAUUGUGAUGCCCGGCCGGGGGCCAGCGGCUCGGGGGUGUACGGCCGUGUGUGGGACACGGCUCUGGAACGCUGGGAGAGGAAAGUCAUCGGCAUCUUCUCUGGACACCAGUGGCUGGAGAUUGACGGGGAGAACCGAGACUACAACGUGGCUGUGAGAUUCACCCCGAUGAAGUUUGCCCAGAUCUGUUACUGGGUGCAUGGGAACCGAGCGGACUGUAUCCAGGACUGAGAGAGAGAAGGGGAGGGGGGAUGAACUAAGAGAAGGUGGAGUGCUAUGAAGCUCAUGACUGAAAGUGAUUAAAGUAAGCACAGAAUCCCUUAAAGGAGAUGUGGAGAGGAAAUUACUCCUCAACUCAUUCUAUAACGGGCAAGAGUGAAACUGGAUUUAAUCCUAAUAAAUAUUUAAAAUCUUCAAUACUAUGUAAGAAAACAGGACUGCUAAACCUUCAUGCGCCAUAACAUGUUUUCCUUGGAAAGGCGUCAACCGCUGUGACUGUCCCUUACUCUGGAAAGUGCAGGAAUGUCCCUUUGGAUCAAACUCAGUUCCCUCAGUGAAUGUAAAUGUUUUUCUGUCUCAGACUUAACUAGCUCCUUUUUUCGGGAUCUAUGCCUCGUUUCUAACACGUCUGCUAUCAUCACAGCAGCUUUUAAUGCCCUUUUCCUUCUGGUCAGCUUCACAACACCGAGUCGAUAUUUCCACUGUAUUAAACAGAACCACUUUUAUUAGAGGGAAAAGAAUAACACUGAUCCUUUCCUUGCGUGCUCCCCGUCUCUCCUGUUUUAUAACUGUGGUAGCAGCCGUUCAUUUUCUACAAUGUACUGACCAGCUUUAGCCAAUGGAGGGAAGUACUGGACUGAUUUUCUUUAUAUAUAUCAUACUCUCCCAUUGUACUCUAUAAUACUGCGACCGCAUGCUUUUCAACACUUAGGAUCAAAUGUGUGGAUGUGGAGUUGAAUUUACAAAGACGUGGUGACGGGACGGUUUAUUUGUUUAGGUAAUGUCUUGAAGGAUGGGAACGGUUUUGGAGAGUACAGGAACUUGUCAUUGUGUAGAAAGACACUUGUUAAAAGGCACACUUGUCCCCAAUGAUCCAGAGGCAUACCUAGCAACACUGAAAACAUAUUGAGCCUCAAUACAUCAAACAUGUCAAAAAGGCUCAAAGGUAUAGAUGGUGAAAUCAAUAAAAUACAUUCUAAAAACCUAGGAGGGGGUUUCUUACUCUGAAUGCUGGCAGCAUAUUCAACUUGCUUUUGAGCAUAUGGGGGGG
Molecule: messenger RNA, 2723 nt
Organism: Salvelinus fontinalis (brook trout)
Lineage: Eukaryota; Metazoa; Chordata; Actinopteri; Salmoniformes; Salmonidae
Product: serine protease 23-like
Exons: 2
Coding region: 512-1684 (390 amino acids)
Biological process (GO): proteolysis
Molecular function (GO): serine-type endopeptidase activity
Source: RefSeq, a predicted model, not a curated record